This is a messenger RNA of Kockovaella imperatae, 2751 nucleotides long. RefSeq lists its product as hypothetical. The record is from RefSeq and is a predicted model, not a curated record. Bases 1 to 2751 code for a protein of 916 amino acids. NCBI's taxonomy places the organism in Eukaryota, Fungi, Basidiomycota, Tremellomycetes, Tremellales, Cuniculitremaceae. The transcript is spliced from 12 exons.
AUGAGUGGCAUCAACAUUUACACCCUGCCAUCGUUGGGCCAAGCUGCUCCCGAGGAUGCGAGCUCGAGUCUGAAACAGGAGAUUGAAGCAGGUCUCAUCGGCAAGACUGAGGCUACGAUCCCGGGCGACACGCCUGAAGACAAGUCAUGGGCAUAUACACGUAGCGUACCGACCGUCGUCCUCUAUGACGAAAUGGGUUUGAGGUUAUACGACGAUAUCACCGCUCACGCGAAAGAGUACUACCUGUUCGACGACGAGCUUGAACUGCUCAAGACUCACGGUCGUGCCAUUGCCCGGUGUAUGGGUUUCCCACGUGUUCCAAAGGAUGAACACGAUCGCCGUCACGAUCACGGCCCAUUGAAGAGGUGGAAACCUGCUCGAUGGGGUGAUACAGAAGUCGGCAAAUGGAAUGAAGGAGUGAACGGGGAAGAGGGCCUGGCAGGAGGUCCAGAAACAGGUUGGGAUAUCGUCGAGCUUGGUGCAGGUGCCCUUCGUAAAACUGGACAUUUACUCACUGCGCUCGCCUCGACCGUCCCUGACGGCGGCGAAUCAAUCACGUACCAUCCCCUCGACUUGUCUUACCGUGAACUCGAGCGCGUCCUGGGCGAGAUGAACGAAUCGUUUGGAUCUCAACUCCAAGGCAAGGUCAAUUGUAUCGGACUUCAUGGAGACUACGAAGCGGGGCUUCAAUUCAUCCGAGAUGGAAAAUUACCCUCGCUUCGACAAGACCUGGCUCUGUCCGAAUUGACCAUCACCGACGAAUCCGCUUCGGGAGGCACUUGGUCACCUAUGGAAUCGGAAGACCCUUUGCCGUCCUCCCCUCCUACUCGCUCGACGGAGUCCAAUCGACCAAGACAUUUUGUCUUUCUCGGAUCGUCGAUCGGCAAUUUUUCGCGACAAUCGGCAGGUCCUUUCCUCGCCUCGCUCCCCCUGAGACGUGGUGACACACUCUUGCUCGGCUUGGACGGUCGUCCCACGCCUGGGGCUGAUGGACGUCGAAAGCUCGAACACGCUUACAAUGACCCGGCGGGGUACACUAAAGCGUUCGAAGAGCACGGUUGGCAAGUCGUCAGGAGAGAGCUGGGCUUAAAGGGCGAUGCGGGCGUCGAGUUUGUUGGUCGAUACAACGAGAUCGAAGGCCGCCACGAGUCAUACCUCAAGUCGAGAGGCGAUCAAACGCUCCAUCUCCCCCUCUCGAACCGAGACGUCGAGCUCGCAAAAGACGAGCUGCUCCACAUUGAAUGGAGUUACAAGUAUUCCCAGGCCGAAGCCAUUGAUCUGUUUAAAAGCGCCAAUUUGCGCGUCGUCGAGUCUUGGAAAGCCCCAGAGUCUGAGUACCGACUCUUUGUGCUUGAACGACCACACGUCACGUUUAACGAUACCGAGAUGAAGUCUGAGCCCAAGAAGAUCAAGGGCGUGCCGACGUGGGAUCAAUGGGAAGGCCUGUGGAAGUUGUGGGACCACAUCACGCUUGACAUGAUUCCGCCUGAAAUGCUGCAUACCAAGCCUAUUGAUCUCAGGCAUAUCUGUCUUUUCUAUCUGGGUCACAUACCGACGUUCUUGGACAUUCACCUCACCAACAUGACCCACGGCUCACACACUGAGCCCGUGUUUUUCAAGGACAUUUUCGAACGUGGCAUCGACCCCGACGUCGAUGACCCUACCAAGAUUCACUCACACUCGGAAGUCCCCGUCGAUAAAGAAGAUUGGCCCACCCUUCAAGAGAUUCUCGCCUUCCGUGAUCGGGUCAGAGACCGACUUCACGGUGUCUAUGACCAAAUCUCCUCUGGCCAACUUGAAAUCUCUCGACACGUCGCUCGAGUUCUGUUCAUGACGUACGAACAUGAGGCUCAACAUGCGGAAACCUUGCUCUACAUGCUCAUUCAAUCGCCCACGACCCUCCCCCCGACCGCUGUCUCAACACCUGAAUGGGAUCAGCUCGCGGCAAAAUGGCAAGCCCAGGCUGUGCCCAACAAGAAGCUCACCAUACCAGCCGGAACCAUCCAGUUGGGCCAUGACGACAUUGAGAAAGAUGACUCGUCGUAUCCUCAUGCGGCUGAUUGGGAAGGCCACGAACUCGGAUGGGACAUUGAGAAUCCGUCGGUCAACCACCAGGUCGCGACCUUUGCCGUAGACGCUCUACCCAUCUCCAACUCUGAUUACCUGUCAUUCUUGACCUCAAAGACUGACCAGACCUGGAACGCCGCAUCGCUCCCCGCCAGUUGGGUCAAAGUCGACGACAGCUGGCAAGUGAGGACUCUAUACGGUCCAGUCAGCUUCCAUGUCGCUGGCUCAUGGCCUCUGAUGGCGUCAAAGAAUGAGAUUGAAGACUUUGCAAAGUGGAAAGGCGGUAGAUUGCCCACAGAGCCCGAGUUGAGGUUGUUGUGGGAGCACGAGGAAGGGCCCAGACCCGCUGGGGUCCUUGCAAACGUCGGAUUCGAACACUGGCACCCUAUCCCACCCGCAAUGACAUCCACCGACAAUGCUGGCAAGGUCCUGCAUGGCCAUAAUGGAGGUGUUUGGGAAUGGACAUCGACUCAGUUAUCAGGUCACGAAGGCUUCCAACCGUCUGACCUGUAUCCUGGCUACUCGGCCGACUUUUUCGAUGGCAAGCACUUUGUCGUGCUCGGAGGAUCAUUCGCAACUGUACCCUGUAUCGCUGCCCGUAAAUCAUUCCGAAAUUGGUAUCAGGCCAACUAUCGAUUCUCCUUCAUCGGGGGACGUGUAGCUUAUGAUGUGAAAGGACAGUAA